Molecule: messenger RNA, 4416 nt
Organism: Ophidiomyces ophidiicola
Lineage: Eukaryota; Fungi; Ascomycota; Eurotiomycetes; Onygenales; Onygenaceae
Exons: 9
Coding region: 1-4416 (1471 amino acids)
Cellular component (GO): intracellular anatomical structure
Molecular function (GO): ATP binding; RNA binding
Source: RefSeq, a predicted model, not a curated record
AUGGCACCAAAUCGCAAGAAGAAGCCUAUUUCAAACCCAGCGAGAGGAUUCACAACUGUGUCAAUCCCCUCUAAAACCAAAAAUAUAAAUGCCACGGAACCAGUAGAUGGGGGGCGUUCCACUGAAGCCGUUGUACACAAGGAACCCGCAGCACAUCUCGAAACUGAUGUAAAUGAAGUUUCUGAAUCCAAAACUGCACUCAAGGAACUGUCAUCAGAAGACCUUGAAAGGCACUUUGAAGCUGCCGAGUUACAGUCUAUUCUGGAUAAGCAUGGAGCAAGAUGCAAAAGCGAAGCCUCUCGUCAAGCUGGGAAACUCGAGACUGAACGUCGGACAUUCCGUGCGCAAGGUACAACCUUCAAUUUACAUGAAUGGUUGUCUCCAGAUAUCCGCACUUUCAUUCUUGAAAAGCAGACUAAGGACUUCAAAAAGCUAGCAUCCUAUUUCAAUAAACGAGAUGAGCGUGCCACUAACAUGGUCGGUGAGGAUGACCUAUGUGUAGACUUGUGGACGUUAAGCCAAACUCUACUUAAGCUGGGAUUUCCUGAAUCCAAGGUGAAUGAAGCUUUAAGAUGCAUUCUUAUGCAUUACUCUAAUGAGUCUAUACCACUGGACCAAGCUCUGGAAUGGCUAGCAUUGCAUAUCGCUGAAGAUGAGCUGCCUGCCUAUGAACAGCCAAAGUCUAUGAUUAGACUAGAUAAUCAGGACGCUGAAUUGGAAUCAACGUUCUUCUGUUCGGGCACCAGUACACCCGUACUGAAGCCAGGAAAAGAGCUGGAGGCCUUUCAAGCUGACGCCCUCUCAGACUCUUCUGAUAGUUAUCUUGACCCUGACUCUUUGAUACCUCGAUAUCUAGAACUUCGAUCACGUAUUUAUGCGUUGGAUCCAACCUUUUUCAACCAUUCUAAACCGACCACCAAAAAAACAGUGCCCAGCGUUGCAGAUAGUGCCACAGUUGAUCGAAAAAUAGGGAGGCUAAAGAAGAAACUUGUAGUAAUUGAAAACGAUAUAUUGUUUGAUCCCGAACAGGCAGACUCACAAUGGAAGAAAAUUUUGACAGAUUUGCGCGCCAGAACCUCACAGAAGCUGCGCCAAAAUGUGGAAUCUCUUCAAACUACUCGAAAAUUGCUGCACGAUGAGAAUAAAGGUAAUUUGGCCAUUAACGAUCACCAAGGCGUCACUGUAUCGUCGGCAUUGUUAGAGAGUGAAAACGAGGAAGAAGGCAUACUUGAAGCCAUGUUCGGCGCUGAGCCGGAUUCCCAGACUCCUAUCACUGCCGAUACUUCUGAGACAAAGAGCGAAGUUGUCAAAAUACGAGAUUUUGGUAAACUUCCAGGUCUAAAUCCCCGCCGUAUUCUAGAAGAAACCUGCAAAACGAGAGAUCCUGAAUAUAAAAUAGCAUAUUUGGAUGUUGUAUCCGCACCUCGGUCCCAUCGCAAGAGCAUUGAGAUACUCUGGUCGAAACUCCAGGAUCCUUUACCUCACUUUCCGUUGGCUGGCUUAUCCUACAACUCAAAUUCUCGUCUCACCAAAAUUUCGAUGGUUUCUUUGAGUGCAUCAACAGCACUACAGGCUGAAUCUUAUAUUUCUGUUGUUGCCCUAUUCUUGAUUACUGCCAGCUCACAAAGGGAAAAUAAGGCGCCAAUAAGAUUACAGGGAGUGUGGAGAGAUGUAUGGGAAGAACUAGUCAACGCACGAAAGGAGAACGAAGAUAUCCAAGACAGAGAAGCGGUCAAGAAUAUACGAAAUCUAUUACAGCAAACGAAAAGCCUAGCCGACGAAGAUAUUGUAUUAACCGAAAAUUUUAAGCAACGGAAUGGACUCGGAACACCGCUAUCGGAAAAAAACCUACAAUAUUUCAAUAGUCCCCCUUCCUCGGAGUACUACCAAGCGCUCUGGACAGAUCGAUCUUCAACAGCAGCAUACAAACAAAUGCAGGUUACCCGGAUGACGCUGCCUAUAUGGCAAUUUAAACCCCAAAUUCUUGAGACACUGGAAAAAAACCGAACUCUUAUUAUAUGUAGCGAGACAGGAAGCGGGAAAAGUACUCAGAUUCCUUCCUUCAUUCUUGAAAACGAAUUGCUCUUUGGAAGGUCGUGCAAGGUCUACGUUACCGAGCCUCGACGAAUUUCCGCUAUAUCUCUGGCAAAACGAGUAAGUGAAGAACUUGGCGAAGGUAAGGAUGCCAUUGGAACAAGUCGUUCACUUGUUGGAUAUUCAAUAAGGCUAGAAAGCAAGAUUUCAAUAUCAACUAGGCUGGUUUUUGCGACUACAGGGGUUGUUAUCAGAAUGGUAGAACGACCUCAAGAGUUUAGUGAAAUUACUCACCUUGUCUUGGAUGAAGUUCAUGAGCGAACACUUGAUACUGACUUUUUAUUGAUUAUCCUUCGGCGCUUAUUGCAUCAACGGAGCAAUUUAAAACUGAUACUCAUGUCUGCAACUGUCGAUGCCAAGCGGUUCUCUACGUACCUAGGUGGUGCACCAAUUUUGGAUAUCCCAGGCCGAACUUUCCCAGUUCAGACCAAAUAUUUAGAGGAUGCCAUCGAAAUAACAAAACAUUACUCCCAUGGGGAGUCUACAGAUCUUACCGAUGAGAGUGACUCUUCGAGUGACGAGAAAUCGGAGCCAGAUGAAGGACUACGGUCGACAUUAUCUGGAUACAAUAAACAAACCCGGGAUGCAGUCUGUUCUUUCCAUGAGGGCCGCAUUAAUUACCAGCUAAUCAUGAACCUUAUCUUCACCAUCGCAACAAAACCGAAUCUUAUACCAUUUAGCAAUGCAAUGCUCGUGUUUAUGCCUGGGUUUGCGGAAAUUCGCAAACUUCAUGAUUUAUUACUUUCGGAUUCUUUUUUCGGGGAGGGAUGGAUAGUGCAUGCCUUGCAUUCUUCAAUUGCCACUGAAGAUCAAGAGAAGGCUUUCUUGGUUCCGCCAAAGGGAAUAAGAAAAAUCGUCAUUGCAACCAACAUUGCUGAAACUGGGAUCACAAUACCUGAUGUAACUGCAGUCUUAGAUACUGGGAAAGAAAAGGUCAUGCGGUUUGAUGAGCGACGACAAGUAUCUAAGCUUGUUGAAAUGUUCAUAUCUCGGGCAAAUGCAAAACAGCGACGAGGUAGAGCUGGCAGAGUUCAACAAGGCAUAUGUUUUCACCUUUUCACAAAAUAUCGUCACGAUAAGCUGCUAGCAGAACAGCAGACCCCGGAAAUGCUGCGCCUUUCUCUUCAGGAUUUGAUUCUCCGGGUAAAAAUAUGCAAUCUAGGUGAUAUUGAGGACACACUGUCGGAAGCUCCAGAUCCUCCAUCUUCCAGAAAUAUACGACGAGCCAUUGAGGCUUUGAAAGCUGUUAAAGCACUGACUGGCGCAGAGAUGCUAACACCUCUCGGCAGACAACUUGCUCAAUUGCCAUUGGACGUAUUUUUAGGCAAACUAAUUUUGUACGGCAGCGUUUUUAGGUGUGUCGACGCGGCUGUUAGCAUCGCAGCAAUUUUAUCUUCUAAAUCCCCAUUCGUCCACACUGCUACUUCGAGUGUCCAAACAAGAGCUGCCAAACAUGCAUUUCAACGUGGUAAGUGUUUUGUCUGCUACUCUAUUGGGAAAUUCUAUUCAAAAUUCUUAUCUAUUCUAGGGAACUCUGAUCUGCUCUCCGUUUACAAUGCCUACCGCGCUUGGAAAAAGUAUCGCGACACACCAGGGAUGAAUGAGUUCAGCUUCUGUCGAAAGAAUUGCUUAAGCCCUCAGGCCCUGCUGAGUAUUGAGGACGUUAAAACACAACUAUUGGUCUCCUUAGUUGAUACGGGCCUUGUCAGGCUAGAUGCCUCUGAGCAGUCUUCUCUAAAAAGAGCGCGAUUUUCUGGGCGCAAACGUCAGUUUUUCAUCGUACCACAGCGACUAGAUAUCAACAGUGACAACGAUUUGGUUGUGAACUCAGUAAUUGCAUGGAGCUUCUAUCCCAGACUCCUUACUCGGCAAGGCAAAGGAUGGCGAAAUAUAUCGAAUAAUCAAUCAGUUGUUCUCCAUUCAACGUCGGUGAAUAAAACGGCAGGGCCUGUGAUCAAAUGGCUAUCUUAUUAUCAUAUCAUGCAAUCACAGAAUAGAAAUUACAAUGCGCAUGAGACUAGUGCUGUGGAUGAAUUCUCCAUUGCACUGCUUUGUGGUGACGUUGAAUUUAAGUUAUACUCCGGUGUUAUUUCAAUCGAUGGUAGUCGUAUCAGACUUUCGGUUAAGGAUUGGAAAUCAAUGGCCGCACUGAAGGCACUGAGCACGAACAUGAGAGACAUUCUAGCCCAAAAAUUUCGAACGCCCAAAAAGGAGUUAACAGUUGACCAGAAGGAAUGGCUUGACCUUUGGCAGCUGGUAUUCGCUCAGCAGAAGGAGAAACGAGACGAGACAGCCCAACGCACAAACAGUCGCCUUUUCUGA